Messenger RNA from Entrophospora sp. SA101, 685 nucleotides. The record is from the annotation of a GenBank genome assembly. NCBI's taxonomy places the organism in Eukaryota, Fungi, Glomeromycota, Glomeromycetes, Entrophosporales, Entrophosporaceae.
AAAUUUUGGAAUUGCUCCAAUUUUUAUUCCUCGACAUUAUACCUCACGAGUUCCCAACUAUUACACAACAGAUUCCACCAAUCUAAUUCUUGAUCCACCACCAACAAAACUACUUGAUGAACUUGCAGGUGGUAGAGAACUUGUCCGAAUAAUAACUGAAGAAAUUGGCGUGUCAAUUACAGAUGCAAUCUUACAUGAGGAAGAAAAAGGCUUAGAAAUUGAUAAAAAAAUUGUUAAUGUUGUAUUAAAUUGGGCGACUGUAUUUGGUGUUACUAUAGCAAACAUUAUUUGCAUUUUUAAUCCUAAAGUUGUAGUGAUUGCUGGUGGUCUAUUAAAUUUCCCAUUUUAUUGGGAUAGAGUUUUAGAAUUGGUGAAAUUAUAUACUAGUAAUCUGAUACCUGAACUUUGGUCAGAAACUAUUUUUGUUAAAAGUCGUUGGGGUAAUGAUUUAGUGGUUAGAGGUUUGGUGGAUGUAGAAGUAGUUAAUUAUCUUACAUUUAUUGGUAAUGUUGAAACACUCAAGGAUGUAGAUCAAUCAGAUGAAGUUGAAAAAUACAAUGAUAUGUUUGAUUCAGUGAUGUUAAGUUUUUUGGUUACAACAGUUUUAGCAUGGUUUUAUCACAAAUUUGUUGAAUUGCCAUUCAUGAAUUUGGCAAAUUCUAUUGCAAGAAAAUGGUUAAAAUAG